AUGACGAAUGACCUCCUAAACCCACGGGUUACGGUUGGUACAUCAUCCAGUAAUCACCCUGGUCCUCAUGUUCAGAAGAACAAACCGGUCUUCAAUUCAAAUAAGCCUUCAGAUACUGCUUCAGCUCCUACGAGUGGACCCUCACGUCCUGACCCUCGGCUUCCCAGUAAACCUUACACUCCUCUUGCAACGGCGACCAGCACGCGCAAACCCAGAAAGGUGACCCACACAAAGGCCGCUAAAUCUCGAGAGUCCGCGGAAGGAUAUUCCAAUGCCUCAAUUCUAUCUUUACUCGCACUAGAUAAGGCUGUUGGAGAACCAAGCGAUAUUCCAUUAAACCUCAUACACUUUUUUACCCUUCGGAAAUAUGAUGAUCCUUCUGAUCCUACAACGGAGAAAAGGCUGAAUGAGCGUUGCGAAGAGAACGAAGUAUUACUUUCCUUGUCAUUGGCCAGAAACAACAUCCAAAUCGAUCCACCUAGAACAUUGGAGAAAGACUGUCGUCAAGCUAUACCCAGCUCUUGUCCUGCUUUAGGAUUCAAAUAUCACUUGUUGAGAUUAGAUGGCACAUUAGAGGAUCAUCAUAUGUCAAUGGUUAUUGAAGGUUAUCGCUCUUUGGCACUUGAUCGAAAAGUCAUAGAAGUAGGAUACUGUCAUGAUGGGAUAGUUCGUGGUCAUGAUAAUCCCAAAUAUAUAGAAGAUGAUCAAAUCCAUACACUUAUACCGGCAGAUCGAAUCGUUCAUGUGAUAUCACAAAAGUUUCUCUCAACCAUAAGGAAAAAUUUAGAAAGAUAUGAUAGAGGUAUGUUAACGACCCCAAACAAAGUCAGUCAGUAUGCUUUCAGCUUGAGCGAAAGAAAGGGAUCAAUAUCAAAAGGAAAUAGGAAAGUGACGUAUGGGGGAUUAGGAACAACUGUCCUGAUUGGUAAAAUGGAAGAUGUAUUUCCAACAUAUCCUCACAUCGAUCAGAAACAAGGAGAAUCUGUUUCGGUUACAAUGCACUUAUCAGGUCCAAGUGGUUAUAUGAGAUUCCCUCAACUUAACGUGGACGUCAAAUUGGAGAAAGGGUUCGUGGUUGUUGCUCCACUGGGAACUUUGCUACAUCAUCUAGUCAAAAGAGACAAACUACAAGGAGAGGAGGAAAGUAUCGUAGCAGUCUGUUAUACCAGAAGAGAUCUAGAAGACGAAGUAACAGCCCUUCCAGUCUCUGAGUCAUUGCCAGAAGUGAAAGCUACAAAGAAGGAAAACAAUUUCUCUCCUGGUACAAAGAAGAAGCGAAGGAAAGGCAAGAAAAAAGGUGGAAAGCAGAAGUCGAAGGAUACGGUCAUCCCACCUAAGAAGGAGAAAACGUAG
Kwoniella shivajii is the source of this 1353-nucleotide messenger RNA. RefSeq lists its product as uncharacterized. The transcript has a single exon. The record is from RefSeq and is a predicted model, not a curated record. The coding region runs from base 1 to 1353 and encodes 450 amino acids. Lineage: Eukaryota; Fungi; Basidiomycota; Tremellomycetes; Tremellales; Cryptococcaceae.